ACCGAGGACCCCUUUCAUUUGUCAACGUCGAAUAUUGAACAAAGCGCCCUUCUUCGCGGCCCUUACGCCCAUGUUCAACAAUGACCAGGCUAGGGAUUGACACUGCUGCCGUUGUUGCCUCGCGGCGGGCAGCUGUCAAACAGGACCGCAUGAGUAUCGCGACAAGGACCGUUCCCCACGAACACUCUCCAUCAAGUCAUGCACAAACGAUAGAUGGCCCCAUGUCAGACGUAGAAAACUUCACGAAUUCUCCAGUUACUGGAUUUUCACAUGGAUUGCAAAGAUUCACUUCGAAUACAUCUGAACGGCCCUUGAGUCGUGUAGCUGAAGAAGGCGGAGAGAGGGAAUUGGAGAACAGAGAAGCUGAUGAGAUAAGUUUGGGCUCGGACUCGGAGCUAGAGGAGGAACUGGAAGAGGAAGGGCUAUAUGCAGGCUCAUACAGCCGAUUGGUGGCAUUAUACUCUCUUGCGCCAAUAACGUUCUUGAUUCUUUUUGUCGUAUUCGCUCUCGUCCCCUCUCUAGUACAGCACGACGACUGGAAAGGAAAAUACCCUUACACACCGUAUCUCCCAUUCCCCAUCGCAGAACUCCUCGUUUCAGGUGGCGCGUGGUCUAUCAGCUACACCGUCAAUGACUUCAUUUUCAGAAUCUCCGUUUGGAUAUGCAACUCCAUCCAUACCUUCCUUUUCUACUGCACAAACCCACCUCAACACAUCCUACCCCCGCUAUCAGUAACACCGCCGAUUCUCGUUUCGGGGUUAGCAUACGCCACCUUGUCCAUCUUUCUCCGAUUAUCUACUAUUCCGAUUCUCCUCAUCCCACAAGGCAGUCUUGCGUCCAGUCCAACAUGGCAUGAACCCGUGUUUGGGCGCGUGUGGUGGGCCGGGUUGGGAUGGGCUGUUUUCGAAGCUCUAGCAGGUAUUAAACAGGGGUAUCAGGGCAUUUCGUUAUACCGGGAUGUCUUAAUUGAUAUCUCCAAGUUGAAGAAAGAACUGGAAGGGAGCUCCCUGAGGAACGGACCCGGUAUUCGCGGUAACGAUGGGUCGAAUACGGAUUUUACCAAUGGGGGGGCUGAAAACAGCGAUACGGCGAACCAUACUAGUAGGAGCAGCUCGCUCAGUACUCCGAUGGCCUCUCCCACUUUCGUUCGAGAGUCUCAGAACCACCAGGAAAGUAGUGGUCAAGCUCCCAGUGCUCGAGAUUGUUUACCACGAGUAACUAGUAAUCCCGAACGUCAGCCAUUGCUCUCGGGUACUGUGCCGUCUCGUUCAAGAGAAUCAAUAGGAAACCCAUAUCUUGGCUCAACGCCCUUUGCGGAGUCUAUGGAAACCGAGGUUGAAAGGGACUUGGAUCAGCUCAUUGCCAUCAAAAAAAGGGACGACUUGGAGCGAGUUUAUGGAAUUCCGUUUAUUGUAAGAGAAUCCCCGCGUUCAUAUCGUGCCUUCAACGCGUCAACUCCCUUCUUCUCUCCAUGGGUUACACGCUAGUCCUCUCCGCCGUGUACAUUCUAAGCGUUUCCAACGGCCGUGUUCGUGGACCGCUUUCUCCAUAUCCAUCUCCACCUUCAUCUCCGUGGUUCCCUUCCUUCUCAUUAUCUGCCUCAUCAGUACCCUCUUCGUCUUCGAUUCCAUCCGUCGAUUACCUGAAAUUUGUAGUCCCCGUUCUCAUCAUCCUUCAAUUCCUCAUUUAUGUCCUUCACUCCGAAGUGGCUCUACCGAGGUUGGGAGUACACACGGUGGUGUACGUUGGACUUCUGGUCUCGUUGGGCUUGUUCUUUGUAGGGCUGGGAUUGUGGGAUGCCGUUUCAUAAUUAUCUCGUGCUCAAUCUUUCUCACUUCGCCGCUUAUGUUGCUUUUUCUCUGCAUAUGAACAAUUGAUAUAGACAGUUCUAAACGUACACGGGAACGCAAUUGUAUAUAAGUCGGAAGACAUGAUACCCAAAGAAUAUGUGCAACAGUUUCUUAUCUAAUUAUAGUCGACCUUCGCUGUAGCUUGGCCGGAUUUCAGGUCUUUCCAUGAGUACCGCGGCC
Molecule: messenger RNA, 2030 nt
Organism: Marasmius oreades (fairy-ring Marasmius)
Lineage: Eukaryota; Fungi; Basidiomycota; Agaricomycetes; Agaricales; Marasmiaceae
Exons: 3
Coding region: 81-1487 (468 amino acids)
Source: RefSeq, a predicted model, not a curated record